Sander lucioperca (pikeperch) is the source of this 1932-nucleotide messenger RNA. Its product is annotated as zinc finger protein 135. The record is from RefSeq and is a predicted model, not a curated record. Gene Ontology annotation, cellular component: nucleus. The transcript has 8 exons. Gene Ontology annotation, molecular function: RNA polymerase II transcription regulatory region sequence-specific DNA binding; DNA-binding transcription factor activity, RNA polymerase II-specific. Gene Ontology annotation, biological process: regulation of transcription by RNA polymerase II. The coding region runs from base 184 to 1563 and encodes 459 amino acids. NCBI's taxonomy places the organism in Eukaryota, Metazoa, Chordata, Actinopteri, Perciformes, Percidae.
CAGAGCUGAGGCAAAGUGCUGCUCCAUAUAGGGCCUACAGCAGUCCCACUCAGGUGAGCUGAUGGUGGAAGAUACCAUGUAUCUGGGUCAUAGGUGCUGCUCCAUAUAGGGCCUACAGCAGUCCCACUCAGGUGAGAUCUCUGGAGCCUCUGCUGUCUGUGAUGUCAGCGUGAUGUCAGCGUGAUGUCGUGGGUGAAGCAGCGGUACCGUGACAUCACCCCGGUGACGCUGCAGGUGGCGGGCGGGGCCGUGAGCGCCGUUCUGUACUGCGGCGAGCCCGAGGGCCUGGCGGGGGGGCUGGUGGAGUCCUUCCUGGUGGAGCUGUACCGCUGUAAACUCUGCCAGUUCACCUGCAGCCUGAAGGCCUCGGUCAGCAGCCACCUGCGCACGCACCUCACCUACCUGGGUGCGGACGGAGGGGGAGGGGCCCAGGACGGCGAGGGGGCGGGGCCGUAUCCACUGGAGCUGAACCAAGAGGAAGAGGAGGAGAAACGCAGCGACGAGGACGAAGACUUCCUGCUUUACAACAUGCUGGACGACAUGAGCCCGCCCACCUGUGACAUCAGCAGUGAGGGGGGGCUGCAGGUCGCACACACCUGUGAGGUGAGCACUCUGUUCGAGGAGGAGGCGGCCAUCUUCCCUCUGAAGGGGGGGUCAGGUGACCUGUCCUGUCCCAUGGACCCCCCCGCCACCCAGGAGCAGAUGGCGCAGUCCGCUCACCUCAUGACUCUGGGGCUGUGUCGCAUCUCAGCCGCCAAACCCUGCGCCUCCCAACCCCUCCCCCCCCAACCGGACGCCCCCGCCCCCCCCCUGCCGCCUGGCGGCGAGGGGGGGACACUGCCGGGCGCCAGACGCCGCAGGGUGAGGGACGCACACACACGGGACCAGAAGAAGAAGAAGAAGAAGAAGACAUUGAGGAACGCCGCUGCACGAAACGCUCUCCAACAGACCCCCUCAGACGGAGUUGUUGAUGAAUACCGUUUGAUUGGUUCCCCAGACGGAUGGAGGAGCCAGCUGAUUGGACGAGCAGGAGGGAAGAGAACAGACAGUCAGAGCGUCACAGAGAAGAAGAAGAAGAAGAGACCCAGCAGAAAGAAAGAAGGAGGAGAAGAAGAGAAGGAGUCGGGUUUCUGUUGCUCUCUGUGCCACAGGAAGUUCUCCACCCGGCUCACGCUCCGGCGCCACCGCGGGACGCACGGCGGAGAGAAACCGUUCAGCUGCCAUCACUGUUCUUACAGCAGCCGCCUGAAGGCAUCACUGCUGCAGCACCUGAGGACACACACAGGUGAGAAGCCCUACAGGUGUGCUGAGUGUCCCUAUGCGUCUAUAGAUCGCAGCUCUCUGCUGCGGCACAGCAGGACUCACAGCCAGGAGAGACCGUACAGCUGCCAGCACUGUGACUACACCAGUAUCCAGAAGAAGAGUCUGGACCUCCACGCCCGCCGCCAUCACACGGGCGAGGCGUUUCCAUGCCAACAGUGUGAGUACUCGAGCCCGGACCGCCAGCUGCUGCUGCGCCACGUACGCAGACAUCACGCCACCAUGCAGCACGCGGUGGUGUGACAUCACGGGGAGCCGCCUGCUCUGAUUGGACGGGACUGCUGCCGACCUCACAGACUGUCUGAGGGUUUUCAUUGGUCGUUUUUUAUCUGACAGAUUUUUAAAUGAAAUAUAAAAUUUGACAAAACAAACGCACAGACACACACACACACACACACACACACAUAGAGACACACACACACACACUGCCCUGUGUGUCCUUGCUACAUUCUCUGGUUAUUUCCUGUAUUUCUUUUAAUAUUGUACUAAAGCUGUAUAAUAACUCUGUUUGUGGUUGGCUGUAUUAAACCAUGUGACCUGUAGAGAAUCUGAUUGGAUGGUACUGACUACUGACCGUGUUGGCUGCUGAUCAAUAAAGUUAAUUUCGUUCCA